Molecule: messenger RNA, 3094 nt
Organism: Oryzias latipes (Japanese medaka)
Lineage: Eukaryota; Metazoa; Chordata; Actinopteri; Beloniformes; Adrianichthyidae
Gene: she
Product: Src homology 2 domain containing E
Molecular function (GO): phosphotyrosine residue binding
Source: RefSeq, a predicted model, not a curated record
UUUCCACUCCACCUCAUCACUUUGCUUGGUCAGCAGGCUGCACGCACCGUCUCACGCACCGGGAAUGGGAUCAUUACUGGAUUCAAAGAAAAACUUCCGAUUCUUCCGAUUCUAUACUUUGCAGAAGUUGCUCUUCAAGCUGCAGGGAUAGCUGCAGGUGCAGGCUGACACAGCAGCAGUCACCAAGAAGAUCAGCAGUGAGUCACCAACUUUAGAUCUUCCAAGGCGCAGCAGGGGUUUGUGGUUUCUAGGGAGUUUGAGAUUUUCAGGAAUCCACGCGGUUUUGUUAUCAGUUUGGGUCUGCCUAGUUGGAUUAUUUUGGAUACAACUACAUUCCAAAGUCACUGUAACCAACAGGUAAAUAACUGUGCGUAAAGUUGGUGACGUUAAGGUUAGUUUGACAAUAAGUUAUGAAUAACUGUGCGUAAAGUUUAUUGCGUUAACUUUAUUUUGACAGAGCGAAAAUAAGAAAUAUUGCAAACUUAUUUUAGACAAGAAGUGUCCAUUUAACCACAGUCAUGGCAAAAUGGUUUAAAGAUUUCCCCAUAAACCUGAAAAACGGAAACGAAAGGGUCCGCUCGGCCUCUGAAUCUGGUCCGCAAACUCGACCUAAACCCAAUUUUUCCCGGGAUAGUUUGAAGGGAAAUCAGCGUAAAGAUGGAGGAGUUGGAAGUUUGCUGACUGGGAGAAACAGGAAAAAUUCGGCCACUGAGCUGGGUCGCAACAACAGUGGUUACGGUGGGACAGUUUGGGACAGCCUAACCAAUGGAAAAGGUCGCAAAAACUCCAAGGUCGAGCCUGGAGCCUCCGAUGAGAAUCGCCAGGUGAGGACCUCCAGCCUGGCGCAGGCGUACAUCAGCAGGAUGAUUAAAGUGGACAAACAAGACAAAACGCCCAAAGUGAAUGGAGGUACUGAACAGAAGCAGCAUGACAAUGACAAUGGAAAGGCAGACAUUAAAACGGCGCUGAUAAUACUGGAGGACUACGCAGACCCCUUUGACGCUGAAAAAACCAAGGAGCAGAGAGAGGCUGAAAGAGCAGGGGUCAAUGAUGGGUACAUGGAGCCAUAUGAUGCCCAGGUCAUAAUCACAGAUGUCCGCCGCCGGGGCUCAAAAGAUCUCCUGAAAGUGUGUGUACUGUUGGACAGAGGUCAGAAAGAGGUGAAGGGGGGAGACGAGGGAACGCAGUCACCACCAAUCAUUUAUGACACCCCCUACGAAGGCGGGCUGGAGGGCCACAGCGAGGGAGUGUGGAUCCCUGUGACAAGACCAGAGUCUGACAUCCGUCCAGCUGGAGAGUACGAGCUCCCAUGGGAGUGGAGAAAGGAAGACAUUGUCAGAGCAUUGUCAGCUCAGUUUGAGACUGUAGAUUGUUCCCUUGGUAAAGAGAACUCUUCAACCUCCGGCCGUCAGCAGCAGCAAACCCUCAGGCAGAGGAACUGGACCAACAAGGCUCUCGUCUCAACCUCUUCUUCAGCAUCUUCUUCCUUGUCCUUCCCAUCCUCUCCGAUUCUCAAACUCUCCCCUCUUACAUCAUCGCCUCUUUCUUAUCCAACACUCAAGCUGUCACAAUCCUCACCAUCAUCCAGCCCGACUAAGCUUUCCUCUUCAUCCUCCACUUCUUCCAAUUCACCACUGGAUGGGGAGACACCAAAGGUGGACUCAAGCCUGCCUCUGGAAAAACAGAGCUGGUACCAUGGCAGCGUGAGCCGACAGCAGGCUGAGGCUCAGCUGCAGCGCUGCAGGGACGCCAGCUUCUUGGUGAGAGACAGCGAAUCAGGAACCAGCAAAUACUCCAUCGCUCUGAAGACCAGUCAGAGUUGUGUCCACAUCAUUGUAGCCCAGACUAAAAGUAGCAAAGGCUUGGGCUACACACUGGACCAGAGCAGCUGUGUCUUCCCCAGCAUCCCUGAGCUGGUCUGCCACUACUGCACACACAGACUGCCUUUCACAGGAGCACAGCAUAUGACCCUGCAGCAUCCAGUGCCCAAGCCGCACUGAAUAUGCAUGAAGAACAGACACAUUGAGUCAAGCUCAAAAAUGCACAAAGACACACACCACACAGACAGGCUCAAAUGUGCUGAAAAAACAAAAAACUGAUAAACUUAUCACUCAGCUGCACACAGAUUCAGAAGAUGUGCUUUGGUCCAGUUUGUGUUCCAAGUCAAUGGGUUGAUGAUUUCUCUUUUCUGUGCCCCCUAGUGGACAUUAUUGUACACUACGGUAAACUGAAACAACUUCUGCCUUUUGCCAGGAAAGUAAACAAAAAUGCAUACUUUACCUGCAGCUGGAUAAGCAACCAUAGAGAAAUAAAAAUACUUGUUUUUUAAACCAAGGUUCAAUAUUUAGUACAACAAAGAACAAUCCUUACUCAUGUAAUGCAAUAGCAACACCAUUGAUUAGCUGUGACAGAAUUAAUUUUUGGAACAGGACUAAAGAAAUUAACUUAUGAUGAUCACAAAAGCACUGAAAGGUUCCCAGUUUGCAUACCAAAAAGGUUUUAUCUGGAAUCAAUAGAAGUUUAGGCUAAUUUUCCAGCUACUGUUGGUUAGGAGACAGAAUCUUAUUGAUCAGAUAAUUAGCACAAGUGCAAUGGGAGAGUUCCCAUAACUCUGUAGAAUACAAGGCAGUAAGUGAUGUUAACCAGGCCUACUUAAAGUAUGAAGGCUUUGAGGUAAGAACAAAAUUUUACCAAAACAGAUUUAGGCUUUUUUUUGCUGAAACUUCCCUAAUGGGUAACUGAGUAGAAUAAAAUGCAACUGAGUGAAUUGUAAAGUGCUCCUUUGUUAUGAACAGUUGUUUUUUUCUUUGUUGUUCCAUAUUUGGAUUUUUCCUAACAUGAUUUUUUUUUUAUAAUUUCCCACUGGGUGAAACAUUCUGUUUCAUAUAUUAUAUUUUAAUUUUAGUAAGUCUGUCUUUUUGGUAUGCUAAAAGAAGUUGUUCCUGUCUCCAAUAUUCAAGAUUUGUUGGUUUAUCUUUUUUUUACUUUAGGGUUUCUGUAAACAACAAAAUCUUGUUUAAUUGUGAAAAUACAUGUAUGCCCAACAACAAAAAAUGUACCUAUGUGAAAAUAAAACAGAGAAAGAUAUAAAAUA